Aspergillus niger is the source of this 375-nucleotide messenger RNA. RefSeq lists its product as hypothetical. NCBI's taxonomy places the organism in Eukaryota, Fungi, Ascomycota, Eurotiomycetes, Eurotiales, Aspergillaceae. The record is from RefSeq and is a predicted model, not a curated record. Bases 1 to 375 code for a protein of 124 amino acids. The transcript has 5 exons.
AUGAACAUCCGGCGUAAACACUCAGCUAUCAUAACCACGGAAGAGAUAGUUAAAGCAGUGCGUAUUUACAUUAUUGCCGCCACUGCCGUCAAGCCAACGCUCAAGGGAGAUAGUAAGUUAGAUAUGCCAAGUAAGCCUACAAUACAAUGUCUCAAUACUAUCAUAGGCCUAUACUUAAGUGCAGGGUUGAGCUCCCUGACCACACCUCUGCUUAUUCCGCCGCAGAGUUCCGCUUCCCCGGUGUUGCACAACAUCUUAGUGUUCCACAUUGCUCCCGGUACAGGCUGGAUGGCGCAGCCAUGGGAGCAACAGGCGGAUAGUCACUACGCCUGGGGGAGCAUGAGGGAGAGAAAGAAAGAAAGAGUACCUAAAUGA